UUUCAUGUCCCCCAAACUCUCCUAUAUAAACAUACCAAUUAACUUCUUUCUUAAAACCAAACAGAGCUUCAAAGAAAAGAAAAGAAAAGAAACAAUCCUACAAAAUAAAUUACAAGAGAAAUUCUAAAUCGAUAUCAUGACGAAGCAAAAAAUUGUUAUUAAGAUGCAACUGAGUAGCGAUAAAAAUAGAUCAAAAGCCAUGCAGAUUGCUUGUGUCGCAGAAGGUGUGACCUCAGUGGCAAUAAAAGGGGAUAGUAUAGAGGUAAUUGGAGAUAUUGAUUCAGUUAAGUUGACCAAGUCAAUAAGGAGGAAGGUGAGCAAACAUGCCAGCAUAGAAAGUGUGGAGGCAGUGAAGCCCAAAGCAGAGGAAAAGAAAGAAGACACACCAACCCAGUUAGCUUUGGCUCCAUACAUUCAAGGCUACAAUCCACAUCCUUAUUAUACUUCCUACUACUACUACUAACCAGUUUAUGAUUCAAACUCACAAAAUUGGUCCAUCAUGUGAUGUGAUUGUUUGAGUGAUACAAAAUCAAAUUCAUCAUCAGUUACAAUA
This is a messenger RNA of Camellia sinensis, 553 nucleotides long. Lineage: Eukaryota; Viridiplantae; Streptophyta; Magnoliopsida; Ericales; Theaceae. The record is from RefSeq and is a predicted model, not a curated record.